CCCGCUCCGUUAAAGGAAUAAUAGCUUGGGGGAGAAGCUAGCUGUAGACGAGGAGGUAGCCCGGAAUCGAUCAGAAUGGACGGCCGAUCGGCGGCGACCAGAGUCGACGGCGACGACGACGAACUGCUCCCACUCCGCCGCCUCGAGAUAUCGGACCACGCCAAGGGUUUCGUGGAUCUCCUCUCCCAGCUCAGCCCAUCCUCCACUCCUCUCUCCGACGCAGAUUUCCGUGCCCGCUUCGCCGAUCUAGCCGCCCUCGGUGACGACCAUCUCAUCGUUGUCUGCGAGGACCGUGUCUCCGGACGUAUCGUCGCCACGGGAUGCGUCUUCGUGGAGCGCAAGUUCCUCCGCGGCGCCGGGAAGGUAGGCCAUAUCGAAGACGUCGUCGUCGACGCCUCCGCCCGCGGCCGCCACCUUGGCCAGCGGGUGGUCCGCUACCUCACAGACUAUGCGAAGGCGGCUGGGUGCUACAAGGUCAUCCUCGACUGCUCGAUUGAACUGAGAUCGUUCUACGAGAAGUGUGGGUUCAAGGAGAAGGAUAUCCAGAUGGCUCUCUACUUCUGAUUGGAUAGAGAGGCCUUCCAUCUGCAUCAUUUUUUCGGUAAUGGGAGAAAUUUUCUUCUCUGUUUUAUGCUUUCCCUAAAAAUUUUAUCUAGGAUUCCUUGGAAAUCUUUUCUCCACCCAAAAAUGUAGUCAACUAGAAUGCCUAAUUGCUAGAACGGGGUCCAUUGUAAGAUGCGAUUAGGUUAACAUUGAUGCAAACCUUGCUUUUGCUUCCCUGAAUUGGUAGCUGAAAAUCCAAAAUUUUGAGGGUCUCACUUUA
Molecule: messenger RNA, 823 nt
Organism: Zingiber officinale
Lineage: Eukaryota; Viridiplantae; Streptophyta; Magnoliopsida; Zingiberales; Zingiberaceae
Product: probable glucosamine 6-phosphate N-acetyltransferase 2
Exons: 1
Coding region: 76-564 (162 amino acids)
Biological process (GO): UDP-N-acetylglucosamine biosynthetic process
Cellular component (GO): endoplasmic reticulum-Golgi intermediate compartment; endoplasmic reticulum; Golgi apparatus
Molecular function (GO): glucosamine 6-phosphate N-acetyltransferase activity; monosaccharide binding
Source: RefSeq, a predicted model, not a curated record